AGGAAGUAGGGAGGGUGAAAGUGAAAUCUGUGUGUUUAGAAUCAAACAUUUACUAUAUGGUUUAAUGGUUUAUAUAGUACAUUAUCUAAAACAAACUGCAGCCCUGCUGGUUACUUAUUUAUUAUAAAGCAAACAGAAGGUAGCACCACUGUCAGUCACAAAGUAUUUGCUGCACUGAUAGGAAUCCUGUCCCAUGGCUGCUGCUGCAUAUUACCUGGGGUUUGACUUCAGCACCCAGCAGCUGAAGGUUCUUGCUGUUAAUGAACACCAUCAAGUUGUUUAUGAGGACAAUGUUCACUUUGAUAAUGAUCUCCCAGAAUUUGGGACACAAGGGGGUGUACAUGUUCAUAGUGACAAACUGACAGUUACCUCUCCUGCCUUAAUGUGGAUUAAGGCCCUUGAUAUUAUUUUGGACAGAAUGAAGUCAUAUGGAUUUAAUUUCUUUAACGUAAAAGCCCUCUCUGGUACUGGUCAGCAACAUGGCAGCGUUUAUUGGAAGAAGGGUUCCCAAGGCCUUUUAAACAAUUUGGCAUCUAACCUUCCAUUACACGAACUGUUAAAGUCUUGUUUUUCACUUACAGACAGCCCCAUAUGGAUGGAUUCCAGUACGACUGCAGAGUGCCGUUACCUGGAAGAAGCAGUUGGGGGAGCUCAGGAAUUGGCCAAUAUUACUGGGUCACGAGCAUACGAGCGUUUUACAGGAAAUCAGAUUGCAAAGAUUUACAAGGCGAGACCAGAGGUUUACCAUGAUACAGAGAGAAUUUCUUUAGUUAGCAGUUUUGCUGCCUCGCUUUUCCUUGGGGAUUAUGCACCUAUUGAUUACAGUGAUGGUUCUGGAAUGAAUCUGCUGAAUAUUAAUGGAAAAACUUGGUCUGAGAAGUGUUUGGACUCAUGUGCACCUGACCUAAAGGGGAAACUUGGAUCUGUAGUUCCAUCCAGUUCAGUACUGGGGUCCAUUUCCGCAUACUAUGUCCAGCGGUUUGGGUUUAGUGAUAACUGCAAAGUUGUGGCAUUCACAGGAGACAAUCCAGCAUCCUUGGCUGGAAUGAGACUAGAGGAAGGUGAUAUUGCGGUCAGCCUUGGCACAAGUGAUACCCUCUUCCUUUGGAUUAAAGAGCCAACACCAGCUUUGGAAGGUCACAUAUUUUGCAACCCUGUCAAGACAAAUGACUUCAUGGCGCUUUUAUGUUUUAAAAAUGGCUCCCUGAUGAGAGAGAAAAUCAGAGAUAGCUGCUCGUUGGGCUCCUGGGAAGAAUUUUCUAAAACACUCAGAUCAACUUCUCCUGGCAACAAUGGACGUAUAGGCUUUUAUUUCCAAGUCAUGGAAAUCACACCACAUGCUGUUGGUAUUCAUAGGUUCAAUGCAGAUCAUCAGAAGGUUUCAGAAUUCUCCAAUGAUACCGAGAUACGAGCUGUCAUAGAGGGUCAGUUCCUGGCAAAGAGAAUUUAUGCUGAGCGACUGGGGUAUAAAAUUAUGCCACAAACAAGAAUUUUAGCUACAGGUGGAGCAUCAUGCAAUAAAGAUAUUUUACAGGUCUUGUCCGAUGUGUUUAAUGCUCCCGUAUACACAAUUCCCACUGCUAAUUCGGCCUGUUUAGGAUGUGCAUAUCGUGCAGCUCAUGGUAUUGCAGCGCAAAUAUCACCAACUACCUUUGCAGAAGUUACAAAAUUAGCAGAAACACAUAAAUUAGUAGUUACUCCAACGCCUGAAGCUCAUAAGAUCUACCAACCUUUGCUUAAAUCAUAUGCUGAGCUUGAAAGUCUGGUGAUUGAGGAGUCCAAGAGCAAUACAAAAUGUUAAAUACAGCUGAAAAUAAAACAAUAUCUGCUACUUAGCCAAUGCUGAAAUUAAAAUGUGAUUUUAAAAUAAAAA
Bombina bombina (fire-bellied toad) is the source of this 1873-nucleotide messenger RNA. It is a transcript of the gene XYLB, whose product is annotated as xylulokinase. Gene Ontology annotation, biological process: xylulose metabolic process; D-xylose metabolic process. The transcript has 19 exons. The coding region runs from base 194 to 1801 and encodes 535 amino acids. Lineage: Eukaryota; Metazoa; Chordata; Amphibia; Anura; Bombinatoridae. Gene Ontology annotation, molecular function: D-xylulokinase activity. Gene Ontology annotation, cellular component: cytosol. The record is from RefSeq and is a predicted model, not a curated record.